AUGAUGUCCCCAAGAGGCGACGCGUACAGCAGAUACAGCAUCGGGUCGAGGACAGACCCCUAUGGAACUCUAAAGCGUAGAUAAUGAUAAUAAUAACAGUGCAUCAGGGAUCUUAAGCCGAGACGUUUUUGUGCAGUUGCACUUACAUUCUUCUUCUGAGGUUUUGCCUGAAUAUUCGAGCAAAGUGUCUUUAUUACCAGUAUUGUAAGAGAACAUAGAGGGGCAUUGAACUCCCGUGUUUUAGUUGCGAUUAAAAGUCAGUUUUGGGUUCUGAUAACUGCGCGAACGCUGAAAGUCAAAAGCUGUCUUCGCAAUUGCGUUUUUGGCUGCCGUCAACAUAAUUAAGGUCACAAGCAAAGAAACCUUCGAAGAGACACACAAAGCGGAUCAAAAUCCACCAAUCAUUUCUGUUCGUAGGAGAUCCGCUAAGAUGAUUGACGGCAGUGAAGAACGCAAACGUCAGUUGGCUUUUGAACUUCAGAAUUCACGUGUUUUUGAAAAGCGCAGUAAGGGGGAGUUUGGAAAAACCAAGGGUUGGUGAAAUUGGAAUUUCAAUUACUUUAAGACUUUUUCGGUUCUUUUUUAAUAGUGAAGUAAACUACAAGUGGUUUAUCUCACUGGUUAAUAACAAAAAGCACAUUUCCUUUUUUUGUUUUUUUUUUUACAAUUAGAACAACCUUUUUGUACUGAGUUAUUGGUUUAUUCUUUUGUAGAAACAAAAAUUACAAGGAUUAAAGAAGAGGGCGUGUUUCUCGUUUCAAGAUCAAGGUGGAUUGAGUGAGAUCAAAGCAAAGCUUUUUCAAUACCGGGGAAGAUUAUCGGCUUUGCGAGCGUGUCAAACGUUUCAAGAAUGUCUUAAAAAGAAGGAUUUCAUGCUCAUGGUUAGUAAAAUGAAGCUCUUUCAUCUCUACUCCAAAUCAUCGCUUUACAUAACAUUACAGAGAGUCGCCCCAUGAAAGAGAAUCCGGAUUACGGAAUCCGGAAAAUUUUUACUUGACAGAAUCCGGAAUCCAGCAAUAUUCGCUGUUGAAUCCGGAAUCCUUGGUUUCGGAAAUCCGGAACACAUUCUAAGGAAUCCUGAAUCCUACUGCCUGUAAUCCAGAAACCAAGUUCCACUGGCACAGAAUCGACACACCGCAGAAUCCAGAAUCCAAGACUAGGACUCCCUUUCAUGGAUUCCCUCACAGUCGGUAAGCGACCGCCCAAGGUGCGAAGAUUAGGUAGCCUGCGAGUAUCGAACUAUACGAGUCUCUUUCGAGAACAGGUCCCAAGAUAUCUGCUUUUAAGCAAAGAUUGUUUACUUGCAGUUUGUGUAUGUGAGGUUCCACGUUGUCACUUAUAAAAGUUCCGUAUACUCUUGGAAGCCUAGCACUGAUUGUGAACAUAGAGAUUAGACCACGGGUCAGUUGGUCGCCGACAAUAGGUUAAAAAUUACAAAACUGUCUCGCCCAAAAGUGGUCCGUAGCGGUCGCUUACUAGAGGUGAUCGUUUUCUGCUUAGAAUAAAGUGGAGAUCGUCUAAAAGCUCUACAGAGCUUGCUUGAUCUCCUGCCUUGUAGUAGUGUAAUAGGUUAUGUCUGUACAAAUGAAUUUAUGGUAAAUAAUUACAGGGCUUUGAUUGGGAAAAGUUUUGAUGUUUUUGGAUAGAUGGUCGCUUAUGGAAGGUGAUCGCUUAUGAGAGGUGAUCGCACGUGGGUGCGUUCAAAUGUAUUUUACAUUUUAUCCUUAAAAAUGUUUAUAAUUUGUCCUUCAAAGGUUUUGUUCUUUUAUUUAGUACGUUGAAGCGAUGAAAGAAUUGAGUCAAAAGCAGGCCGAGUGUGCUAUAUCGCCAGAUAAACUAAAGACGAUACUGAAUAAGAUGAGACCAUCUGAACGUUUGGCUUCACCUUUACUUGAAGAUGAACUAAUUCCCGCUUUACCGAGUGAAAUCAAGUCUGAUCUUGAGGAGGAGAUCACUGAUCAAAGGCUAGUUUAUAGAUAA
Messenger RNA from Porites lobata, 1980 nucleotides. NCBI's taxonomy places the organism in Eukaryota, Metazoa, Cnidaria, Anthozoa, Scleractinia, Poritidae. The record is from the annotation of a GenBank genome assembly.